This is a messenger RNA of Anneissia japonica, 3243 nucleotides long. RefSeq names its product solute carrier family 46 member 3-like. Gene Ontology annotation, cellular component: membrane. The transcript is spliced from 9 exons. The record is from RefSeq and is a predicted model, not a curated record. Bases 312 to 1811 code for a protein of 499 amino acids. Gene Ontology annotation, biological process: transmembrane transport. NCBI's taxonomy places the organism in Eukaryota, Metazoa, Echinodermata, Crinoidea, Comatulida, Comatulidae. Gene Ontology annotation, molecular function: transmembrane transporter activity.
UGGCUAGGUCGACCACGCGACGGGACAAGUCUAGUGAGGUGAAUUCCCCUAAUACAUAGAAAAACAUGGGCUGUGUCAUGCGUAUCUGAAGAGGAGGUUGCUUCGCAACUUUUCGGCUAAUAGUCUAGGGUAGGCCUAUUUUAAAGAUCAUGGUUGAACGUGUUUCUGCAGACGUCAAUGCGUUAGAGAUACUCAAUGUCAACGCAUUAUUAUCAAUUUUUACCAUAAUUCGGACAACUAUCACUACAAAAGGUCUGAUAGAUUGUCUGCCAAGUAUUUGUAAUCUUGUUUGAAGAAAGAAUAUUUCCACAAUGGAUUUAGACUCAUUCAGAAGACGUAUUGUGAAUGUAUUAAGCUCCAUCACAGUCGAACCAGUUAUGUUUCUAUUCAUGCUAGGCUCAUUUCUCCAGUACUCAUCACUUCAGCAACUACUAUACUACAAAGUCUGUAUGAUAGAGUACAACGAUACAGUCAUCUGUCAGAACCUUAGCUUCUAUGAUACAGAAGAAAGUUAUGUACAAAAGCAGACUUCCCAUUGGUUGAUUCUCAUCAACAUUGCCCUUGCAUUUCCAACGGUGGUCUCCUCAAUGUUUCUCGGACGUUGGUCUGAUAAAGUCGGAAGAAAAAUGACAAUGAUAACUCCUCCUGUUGGUGCAAUAAUAAACGGCUUGGUGCUUACGUUUUCAUCCUGGUUCAUAUACAGCCCUGUGGCCUGGUUAUUUCUCGGAACAAUCUGCUUAGGCCUCAGUGGAGCGUAUGCCACAUUAACAUUCUCAGUUUUUAGUUACCUAGGUGAUGUGACAAAAAAGGAAGCGAGGACGAUGCGGUAUAGUAUCCUUGAAGCAAUGACAUUCCUCGGAAGUUUCCUCGGACUUCUCACCUGUGGAAUCGUCAUCGAUCAAUUGGGAUUUCCCGCCGUUUUCAUCUAUUACAUAGUCUGUAAUAUUUGUGUUAUUAUAUACGUACUCAUUUGCAUUAAAGAUUCCGUAAAUCUGGGAAGAAUUAAAUAUUUGAAUAACGCUACCGCCUCACAUGAUGAAAUCAGUGAUCAGAGGUCAGAGAAUGAUGAAGAACAAUCAAGAACAAAUGUUUGCCAAGAACUAUUGAAGUUGGACAAUGUGAAAGAAUCGCUGGUUGUUAUUGGGAGGAAGCGUCCAUUUGAGCACAGAGCACAGUUGAUAAUGCUUAUUAUAUGUCUCUUUGUACUUCAGUUGGUUGGAUCAGGAGAGAAUGAUACUUUCAUUCUGUAUGUGAAGAAAGAUCCACUGGCAUGGUCAGCUACACUCAUCAGUUAUUAUUCUGCUGUUAAGAAUCUUCUUAUAAGCUUUGUGUUGUUGCUUUGUCUGCCGUUGCUCCAUGCCUCUCGUAUCGGCUACCAGGACACAGUGCUCAUAAUCAUCGGUGUCGUCAUGCGUAUGGGUGCAUAUACAUUAUUGGCAUUUUCACGUACCACGUGGAUGGUCUUUUUAGUUCCAUUGUUAGCGUCGACCUCUGCAGUGCCUGCGGCAACAUCACGAUCUAUGAUGUCCAAAAUCGUUGACCAAAAUGAACAGGGUAGCUUAUUCGCAUUCAUGGCAUCGUUGGAGACUCUAACAGUAUCACUGGCGUCGGCCAUCUUUAACGCUUUGUACCCAGCCACUCUUAACAUUCUUGAAGGAGGGUUUGUGUUUAUCACUAUGGCGAUACUACUAAUAAUCCCAGUUAUCCUUAUGUGCUGGAUACAUGAAUUGAAGACAAUGGAAGCAUCAUACACAAAGCUGAUAGAAGGGGUCAACAUUGUGGAUGAAGAAGUACUUGAAAAUGACCUUUGAAUGCAGCUGUGUAUAAAUAAAUACCAAAUCAGAACCUUCUGCUGUCUAUGCUGACGACUCAACUAAUUGAACCACGAGAGCUUUGUUGGAGAUUCUAAUUUGAUUGGAAGCAACUAAUUUCACAUUCUUUUGGAUAAGUUUGGUGAACAGAGUUAGUUUGGGAUGCAGUGUAAAUAAGAAAGAUCAAGAUGACAUGCCAUCAUCAAGCACUUUAGGUGUCUAAAUGCAAAGCCUGGAAGAAACUUUGUAAACAUAAACAUAAUUUUUAAAUAUAUAGUCUGGAAAAAUCGGCAUAUAUAGAACAUAUUGUAAGAGUACUCCGCAUUGAAGAUGAGAAGAAGCACAUAACAAAUUUCUUAGUUUUUAGUACCUUACAAGCUCCUUGCAUCACAAUACAUGAUAAUUGUGCUGUUGUUGUUUCACAUACGUGCUACACUAUGUAGGCCCAUACUGACGUUCUUAUUACAAAUCAAAUAGAAAUAAACAUGUAUUAACUAAUCUUUGGCUAGAAUUAUAAUCUGAGUGGAUCCCUUAUCAUGGCUGCAACCUGAAUGUUAAAAGUGGCUCCGUUUACAUGCCUGUGCUCACAAAAUCUUGUAUUGUAGGCUUACGGCCUAGUCCUAAUUACCAAUACCCAGUAUCUCACUUGUAUAUACAAGUUGCUUACUGCCACAAUGUCUAAAAAGGAUCUGUGCAUUUUCACCUAAGAUAUGUGAUGCUUCUUUGGCAAUAUCAUUGGGUGUUUUGUGCAACUUGUUAUAUUGCCGUUCUACUGAAAUGACCCUCAACCUUAAACAGACCAUUAUCCAGAAAUGGAUCUAGUCUCACUAUGGUAAUCUUCAUAGCCUUAAUUCUUGUCAUUCAAAACGAUGCCUGUUUGACACUUUUAGCAAAUACUGUUUGUACGAAUGUUAACUUUGAUGGAGUUUCUAUAGUACACACUUGUUUGUUUGUCGCCCUCAUUCAAGUGAUGAAGCUAAUUCGGGCCCUAAUUGUUAAUAACAACAUUAUUAUUAAUAAUAAUUAUUGUUAAUACUAUUAUUAAUAAUGAUCUCCAAGCGUUUAUCACAUUAUUGCCCCGGUCAUUAUGUUACAUACAAUAAAUAUUGCAGCAGUAUUCAAUGCGUUGGUGUUUCAACCUACCAGAUACCCAUAUUAUUUCAUCUGGGUAGAGUGUGUACGGCCAACAACUAAAGUAUACAGUACUGAUCCUAAAUAAACUUAACAAUUUCAAAUGUCAUUUGGCCUAGACGAUUAUUUUGUGGUUUAAACUUUUGUUCAUUGUGACCCUUCAGCACUCAUUUAUUUAUUCCACUCAAUGUUGAUAUAAUACUUGAAGCCCAAUAAUAGUAAACAAUACCUUUGAAUGUUGCAUAAGUAGAUCAAGUCACAGAAACACUGCUAUUUUAACCACCUAUUCCAGUAAAGAAAA